Molecule: messenger RNA, 411 nt
Organism: Camelina sativa (false flax)
Lineage: Eukaryota; Viridiplantae; Streptophyta; Magnoliopsida; Brassicales; Brassicaceae
Source: RefSeq, a predicted model, not a curated record
GGAGGCAUAUUCGCCGGUCAAGCGUAUCAAAAUAAUACCCAAUCGCGCACACUUUUCUCUGCCUCUUCUCCACUCUCAAAUCCGUCUCUCUCUCCCUUCACCGUCGAGCGUCGCCUGAGAUCUACGAAUUCCGAUCAGCAGCUAUGCAUUCGAGUCAUCUCCUUCUCGAGGAACCGAUCAGGAUGACCUCAAUCCUGGAGCCUUCCAAAUCAAGUUUCUUCCCGGCUUUGACUAAGAUUGUUGGGACUCUAGGUCCCAAGUCACGAUCCGUCGAGGUGAUUGCUGGUUGUCUCAAAGCUGGAAUGUCCGUGGCUCGAUUCGAUUUCUCGUGGUGUGAUGCAGACUAUCACCAAGAGACGUUGGAGAAUCUGAAGAUUGCUGUGAAGAGCACUAAGAAGCUUUGUGCUGUAU